UCUUCAUUUCUUUAAACCCUAGUUUUCUUCCUUUUCCUGCGCCGAAUUCUCCCCAGUUCUUGGAGGUAAUUGGAUAUUUGAUUGUAUCGAAGAUGGACAUCGAUGGAGAUGUUGAAGAUGUUUUACGAAGAGUUCAAGUGCGGUUUUUUACGAAGCUUCAGCCGCCGUUUAAAGCUCCAACGACGUCCAUUGCGCUUCCUUCUAACCUUACCAGAAUGGGGCUAUCUGCUGUGGUUAACAACCUUCUUCAAUCAGGAAAUGAUGAUUGGAAACCUGAACCAUUUGAUUUCCUUAUUGAUGGUGAGUUGGUGAGGAUGUCACUUGAAGACUUUCUUCUUGCAAAGGGCAUCUCAGCGGAGAAAACCCUAGAAAUUGAAUACAUAAAAGCUGUAGCUCCACGAAAGGAAGAAGAUCCUUCAUUACAUGAUGAUUGGGUCAGUGCAGUUGAUGGUUCAAACCGGUUCAUUUUGACAGGUUGCUAUGAUGGAUUAGGAAGGAUAUGGAAAGCUGCUGGAGUUUGUACACAUAUUUUGGAGGGGCACAAUGAUGCAAUUACAUCGGUUCGUGUCGUGAAGGCACAAGAUAAUGAGAAUGACACCAAUUUGGUUGUCGCCACUGGCUCAAAAGACAAGACUGUGAAACUCUGGAAGUUUGAUGCAGAGCCUUCAGCGGAGGACAUGAAAAUUAGAGCUUUUAGAACUCUUCGUGGGCAUACUGCUUCUGUGCAAAGUCUUGCAGCACAGCCUACUGGUGAUAUGGUAUGUUCUGGUUCUUGGGAUUGUAGAAUCAACUUGUGGCAGACAGAGUCUAAUGAUGGAGGAGAUAUUGUGUCAACGAAGAAAAGGAAAAAAGGCAACAAGGAAGAAGAAGCUCAAUCAGAGGGAGAGGCUGUAUCUACACUUGUUGGCCAUACACAAUGUGUAUCUUCGGUUGUUUGGCCUGAACAUGGAACCAUUUAUUCUGCAUCAUGGGAUCACUCGUUUAGAAGAUGGGACGUUGAGACAGGAAAAGAUACAUUAAACAUGUUUUGUGGGAAAGUGAUUAACUGCAUUGAUGUUGGAGGUGAAAGUUCUGCUCUCAUUGCUGGUGGCGGCUCUGAUCCCAUCCUUAGGAUCUGGGAUCCUCGUAAACCAGGAACUCUGGCUCCUAGCUUCCAAUUCUCAUCGCACACAUCCUGGAUAACGGCAUGCAAGUGGCACAGCCGGUCUUGGUUUCAUUUGCUUUCUGCAUCUUAUGAUGGGAAAGUGAUGCUAUGGGACUUGAGAACUGCGUGGCCAUUGGCUAUAAUUGACUCACAUGAGGACAAGGUACUAUGUGCUGAUUGGUGGAAAGGAGAUAGUGUGGUAAGCGGAGGAGCAGACUCAAAGCUACGGGUUUCUUCCGAAAUUUCUAUCCCAUAAUUACGAAGUGACGAAGGCAAAUGCAGGUUUUUGAAAGCGGGUUUGACAGUUUCUAUCCUUUAAUCAAAGUGAUUGAACGGAUUCUACGCUGGUUUCAUGCGGGUUAGUAAGGAAGUUGUGAUGCAAUUUUUGUACCAUUUUCUUAUCAUAGAAUGCAUAAAAUCAAAACAUUGUAUCUUUCAACACUUUAUGAGAAAAUUUUGAUGUUUUCUAUUGUGAUGGAAGUAUUUUUGGGGGUAAUAUGGUCUUUUUGUAAUAUGACUAGAGCUUAUUUGCGAUCGGAAUCGUUGUGGCAAGGGUACUGUUUUUGAUU
Molecule: messenger RNA, 1713 nt
Organism: Cynara cardunculus var. scolymus (artichoke)
Lineage: Eukaryota; Viridiplantae; Streptophyta; Magnoliopsida; Asterales; Asteraceae
Product: ribosome biogenesis protein WDR12 homolog
Exons: 14
Coding region: 93-1400 (435 amino acids)
Biological process (GO): ribosome biogenesis
Cellular component (GO): preribosome, large subunit precursor
Molecular function (GO): protein binding
Source: RefSeq, a predicted model, not a curated record